AUAAACACGUGGUUUUGUUAUGAUAGACGGCAGGAUGACCUGAAGGUACACUGUAUCCAGUUACCAGGUGUAUCUACUAGCAUAUCGGGUGUCAUCAGCUAGAUUCUAUGUCUGCAGAUACGUGAAGGUCAGAUAACAUUAGAAAUAACAUAGAAUCGAGAGAAAAUGUCGUUUGUCGUGAGGAAAGGGUUGACAUUUUUAGCUCGCAAGAUUCCAAAAUGUGGGAAGGUGACGCCGUCGUGUCCUGAAGUGGGACGUGUGUUCGGACGCUGUUUAUCUGCCUCGGCUGGACAAGUGCUUGAUGUCAGCGGCAUGUACCCUCCAAUAGCCACGCCCUUCAAUGAGGAUGAAACGAUAGCAUACGAUCGGCUGGAAGAAAACAUGCAGCGUUGGAACAAGAUACCAUUCAGAGGUUAUGUGGUACAGGGUUCAAAUGGAGAGUAUGCUUACCUAACCAAAGAGGAGCGCAUAGAAAUGGUCCAAUAUGUGAAGAAGAUGGCCAACCCAGACAAGCUGAUCAUCGCUGGUUCAGGCUGUGAAUCAACACGAGACACAAUAGAGAUGACCAAUAAAAUGGCAGAAGCAGGUGCCCAGGUGGCGCUAGUUGUCACCCCCUGUUACUACAAAGGUGCCAUGAAUAACGCUGCACUCAUACAACACUACCGCAAGGUGGCAGACAAUAGUUCCAUACCAGUGUUGUUGUACAGUGUCCCAGCGAAUACCAACAUCACCAUCCCACCAGCUGUGGUUGUGGAGCUUUCCAAACAUCCCAACAUCAUAGGUCUGAAGGACAGCGGUGGUGAUGUAACUUCCAUUGGACUACUGGCCUACAAAACCAAGGAUGCUGACUUCCAGAUUCUGGCAGGGUCUGCUGGAUUCCUAUUGUCUGGCUAUGUUGUUGGCUGCGUGGGUGGAGUGUGUGCUCUUGGAAACGUCCUUGGUAAGGAGUUGUGUGACCUUGAAGAAUUGUUCAAAGCUGGGAAAUUGGAAGAAGCGAAACACCUCCAGCAUAGACUUAUAGCACCAAACACUGCAGUAACCAAGCAGUUUGGAAUUCCAGGGUUGAAGACUGCUAUGGAGAUGAUGGGUUACUAUGGAGGUCCGACUCGGUCUCCUUUACAACCAUUGCCAGCAGACGACAAAGAAGCGAUCCGCCAAAUUUUGUCUUCCACCGGAUUUCUGCCUUGAGAUCACUUCUACACAUAUUAUAUAAAAUCAAAAAUUCCAAGACUGAAGAUAAAAUAAUUUUGUUUUUGCUUGAAAUCCUGCUGUGAUGUAUUCUGAAUGCUGUUUCAUUAAUUACACUACAUAUAUAUAUGAACUUGUAUAACCAGUAUCCAAAACAGGUUUACAAAAAUGUUUACCAUGUAUAAUUCUGUGAUGGAUCAGAUUUCUGGAGGAUUAUGGGUACAUAGUGUCAGAAUUCAAGGUCUUAGAUUAAAUGAGAUGAUGGGGCUCGAUUAUUUUGAUGGAAUUGCCUCUUUUCUUUCUCAAAUGACAAAUUGUUCAGAAAGUCAUGGGACCUUUAUUAAAACUUAAAAAAAAGUAACUCAGUUGAUCUUAAUAUCAUGAUAAGGUAAAGUUGAAACACUUCUACCUCUAUUCAUUUCUGUAUAAAUAAGUACUUUUCUGAUUUAGAAUUCAUUUUUUUUUCAUUGUGCCUAGUAUUUCGAAGAAUUGGCAUGGACUGUUCUUUCAAACCACUGUAUAACAAGAUCGACUAUCAUUACUUUUUAACAUGAAAGUUGAACUUUCAGUUUUGCACAUCAGAAUUAUCUUGCCUUUAUAGAAAUAUGAAAACAACUUUCUGAAGAGUAAAAGAUCCGACACUUAUCUAAAUAAGAGGUCUUAAAAUAUUAAGUAUAAUAUUCUUCAAAGACAGCAUUUGAGAAUAGUAGAAUCUUUAUCCUCCUUUGGAGUUGAGAUUGGCCUACAGGGAUCUAAACCUGAAGGAGAAGAUCCUUCAGUUGACCAAAGUGUUUGGCAGGUUGAGAAUCUUAAAUUACCAAAGAUCUUUUACAUGUACCUAUUUACUGUUGUGAUGUCAUACAUGUGUAUGAAAAUGUGUGGAUACACCUGUCCAGGGUAAGAAAAUGGUAAUUCUCUUAUCAGAUCUGGAAUUCAGACAUUAUUGUUGUUGUUAAUUUUUAUAACUUUUCAAUGCAUGUAUUUAUAAGGUGUAAGCCGCAUAUUUUAUAAUAUUUAAUUAGAUAUUGAUUAUCUCCCCUGAUGGAAUAUAAGCCAAUACGUUUAUUGUCUAUAUCCCAGAUUAAUAUUAAAUGUUACUUGAUUGUCUUAUG
Pecten maximus is the source of this 2300-nucleotide messenger RNA. Its product is annotated as 4-hydroxy-2-oxoglutarate aldolase, mitochondrial-like. The record is from RefSeq and is a predicted model, not a curated record. Bases 166 to 1188 code for a protein of 340 amino acids. NCBI's taxonomy places the organism in Eukaryota, Metazoa, Mollusca, Bivalvia, Pectinida, Pectinidae. Gene Ontology annotation, molecular function: N-acetylneuraminate lyase activity; 4-hydroxy-tetrahydrodipicolinate synthase activity. Gene Ontology annotation, biological process: N-acetylneuraminate catabolic process. The transcript is spliced from 7 exons.